AUGUCUCACUCUCCCGAGGAAACCACUGUUCUCCCCAACGAAGUCCAAGCUGUUACUACCGAGGCCAACCACCAGGUCCAGAACAUCGCUGAAGACUCGGGAAAGCUAGGUGUAGCGGACGCGACCAACCAAGAAGACACCGUGAUGGAGGAUUCUCAACCCGAGGAAGAGGUGUUGCCCAUUCUGACUCCCGCUCAAGUUGUAAAGAAGAAGGUGCAAGAAAGAGAAGCCUGGUCUCUUGAGAUCUGUAAACUGUAUUCCAAGCCUGAACAACGCACUGAACAAGAUGAUAUGAAGAUUCAUCAGCUUGGUGAAGCUGUCAAGCGAAUUACCAGAACAAUGAAUUCCUAUUCGGAAGUGUGGGGAACCCCUGGUCCAGCCCAACGAGGAACUGAAGCCUCAAAGUAUGCCAACAUGCCCAGCGGAUCAGGAGGUUUGGCCAUUAGCCGAUUGGAUCUACCCAAGUGUAACAUCGAAGGCAAGGUGAACGAGGAGUUCAAGAACGAGCCAGUAUUCAAGAACAUCGAUGAACUUCUGAUCAUCUUUGAAGACAUUGUGAGCUCUGCUGAUCAAGAUGUCGAAGUCAUUUGGAAGAAGUAUCUGUCCCUUACUAUGAACUCGAAAGAUAAGCUUUGGGUACGUAAGGAGGUCAUGUCAUGUAAUAACUGCACCAAGGCCAAGGAAGUCAUCGCCGCUCACUUCAGCAACCGCAAAUUAAGGUUGAGAGCUACUCAACAGCUGGUAUCCAUGAAGAUGCGACAAGGAGAACUACUGACCCAAUUUGAUGCUAGGUUUUCGCGUGCUUUGGAGGAGUCUGGUUUCGAGGUGAGUCAACAGCUCAUUGCUGAUCUGUACUUGUUGGCUUUGCCUGUUGCUUCGCAACCGGUGUUGUUUACCUUUGUGAGUGCGCACUUGAGGGAAGGACAAGAGCAUGGGACUUGUGAUGAUGUCUCACAAGCCGCCAGCAAGCUGUUUUCUGGCAAGAUGCCAACUGAAGAGGAGGUCCUUGGUGAGCAAGAGGAUACUGGCAAGAGAAGAGCCAGCAAAGGUACUGAGUCUCGUGCAUCCAAGAGAAGAAGCCUUCCACCCCCUUCGACGGCUAAGAAGUAUUGCAAGAACCAUGGGAGCAACAACUCUCACACCACGGAGGAGUGUGCGAUGAACAGACGAGGGGCUGAACGAAGAGUUGAAGCGGAAUCUUCAAGACCAGCAAGAAAACUCCUUGAUAAUCGAAACCAACCUCGGGCUGAUACUGGUAACCCCCGUAACCACUGUAUAAGAGACUGCUUCUGUGGCCGUGGUUGUGAAGAGUUUCACAACAACGCGAAAACCAUUUUGUCUGUCUCGGCUGCAAAGCAAAAAAGAGAAGAUGAACAUUACCAGUUUGAGUGUAAGAAAACACCUAAUAAUACAUUAAAUAAUUUCAAAAAUCUAAUCACGCCCAUUAUCUUGUAUAAUAGGAAGCUCAAAGGAAACGUAGACACCGGUUCUGAUCUCACUUGUAUUAAUAAAUACAUAGUUGACAAUUUUUUUCCCUCUUUAAAAAUUAAUAAAAUAAAUGGAACUUUAAAUUACUUGUCUAACACUGCUAAAAGAAUUGGUCAAACCGAACCUAUAACUAUUAAAUAUUUAAAUAACGUCUGUUUUGAAUUUUGUUUCGAAGUAGUAGAAUUUAAUGAUACAUUGGAGACUGAUUUUGAUGUACUUCUUGGUACAGAUAUUCUCUCAAAGUUGAAUAUUAGAUUAACCAACGUAGCUUAUAUAUAUUACGAUGAUGAUGAAAUUAAUGAAGAACUCCAAUUUGGCAGUUCGAAUCACGUUCCAUCUAUAUAA
Mucor mucedo is the source of this 1833-nucleotide messenger RNA. RefSeq lists its product as uncharacterized. The transcript has a single exon. Bases 1 to 1833 code for a protein of 610 amino acids. The record is from RefSeq and is a predicted model, not a curated record. Lineage: Eukaryota; Fungi; Mucoromycota; Mucoromycetes; Mucorales; Mucoraceae.